CCAAUCCGGAGAUGUUCGGCAACGAACCCCGUCGAAACGGACAACAUCAGCAGCAAUCAGCAAGCCAGUUGACGCGUUGAGUGAUAAGGUACUCCUGUACCUCCAGUUUGUGUUGGAGGCUGCUCUCUUUAGUUUCUGGUUCCAAGCGCUGUUUGUUUGUCUUGUUUUGUUAAUCAUAUCACGAACCAAGCAAGUGACCAUGAAGGCAGCAUCGGCAGUAUUGAACACCAUGGCGCUCCCCUCUGCGGGUCCCUUCCGAACGCUUGAUCCUUUUUUGUUUUGCGUCUAUCACAAGGACGCCUAUCCACCGGCUCAUGAUGAAACCAUGGAAGCCCCGCAACCGGGAAAUGGAAUGGAUUUUAAUCCUUCUGCUCCCUACCGAAUGUACCACGGUGAUAUGGUCCCAGGAUUUCCGUCACAUCCACACAGGGGAUUUGAAACUAUCACUGCUACCAUAGAUGGACUGAUUGACCAUUCGGAUUCCUUGGGAAAUGGAGGCCGCUAUGGUGAAGGGGAUUUACAGUGGAUGACAGCUGGCAAGGGAAUUGUCCAUGCCGAAAUGUUCCCACUCAUCUUCAAAGAAAAACCAAACCCCACCAGAUUCUUUCAGAUCUGGAUCAAUCUACCAGCACGCAGCAAGAUGGUAGAACCCUCCUUUGCCAUGUUUUGGAACAAUGAUGUACCCAAAUGGAAGAGCCCCGAUGAGAAGGCGGCAGUCACUGUGUUUUAUGGUGAUUACUUCUUGGAAGCUUCCUCGGAGGAGGAAGAGAACAAACGAGUGAUGAACCCCAAUCAACCGCCCCAGGACUCGUGGGCCACCGACCAUGACAAUGAUGUGGCAAUUCUUCACGUGACAAUCCAACCUGGUGGAACCAUUGAAAUCCCAAAGGCUCAUGAAAGUGAUAGUAAGACUGUGAAUCGAGUGUUGUAUUGCAUUGAAGGAUUGAAGGAACAACCAGUCAUCAACGAAGUUCCAAUCAACGAUGGUAUGAUCACGGUCGAUGCAUCGUCCGCCUUGGAUAUCAGUUUGUCAUCGUCUGCUUCGCAAGCCUGCGAGCUAUUGCUCUUGCAAGGAAAACCAAUUGAUGAACCCGUGGCCCAACAUGGACCCUUUGUGAUGAAUUCACGAUCUGAAAUUGAGCAGGCUUUUAUGGACUACUCCAAGACCAAGUUUGGGGGGUGGCCAUGGCCUCGAGAUGACAUGGUCUUUCCUCGGGAAAAGGGCCGAUUCGCUCUCUUGUAUGGCGAGGAAACAACUCCCGCUGAUGCUGAUACGGGAGUUUGCGAGGAGCCAAAAUCGUAGGAUCCAAAACCAUAGGACUCAAAAUCAUUGGACCAAAGAUCAGAUGAUGGAUGCUCGGGGAGGACCUCAAUAGGCCUAUGCAGCAUUGCAGCCAGCCACGGAAGCGAAAGACAUCUGUCGGAAUACAUGUAAGCAACAGGUCGUUGGUUCAAGGUUCAGGGUUCGACGAGUCCAAGUAAUACUAGUAGACAUAUAGUUAGGCGGCUCGACUUUUGUGUCUUUGCGUUUCGUGAUUACGAUAGCCACACAGAGAAUGCCUGCUUCCUCACUUGUGAAUUGGGCUGGCUGAAAAGACCUGGU
Molecule: messenger RNA, 1603 nt
Organism: Seminavis robusta
Lineage: Eukaryota; Bacillariophyta; Bacillariophyceae; Naviculales; Naviculaceae
Source: the annotation of a GenBank genome assembly